AGAACCACAGCCCAUUCAUGCAUGCUUGUUGUCUGUCUUGUUAUCAGCUUUGAUUUGAGAGGUAACUGCAUGACUUCAGUCAACAAAGUUCUGAACUUUUUUACAUGGUUCGUUUAUGAUAUGGACAUUUUUCAAAAGAUCCUGCUGAUAACCUGAGUCAAGUAAUUUACAAGCCAUCCUAACAGCAUAAUGCUAUAAUGUUUACAGCAAUUUACAAAACUGUUCAAAAUGCUUUAUCGUCUGACUUGCCAACACACGAUGAUGAUUCUACCGACGGCAGCCGAAGUGACUCCGACAUACCUUCAUAUCCAGCGCUACAAAGCUCUUACGAUGAUAGUAGUAGUGAAUUUGAAGCUGCAGAUGUUGAAGUUAAGAAUAUCAAUGGCAAGGUUACUAAACUUCUGAGUGGAUAUGGCUUAAUUGAUGAGGAAAUAUAUUUCUCGUUUGAUAGCGUGGUGGCUCAGUUCAGGCCUAAAGUAGGAGAUCGAGUUAGUGCUAUUGUUUAUCGCGACCGAAAGGGGUGUGGAUGGAGAGCGAAACAAGUAAAUGUAGAAUCCAAAGAGUGGGGUAUUGACAACGAUGAUGGACCGGAAGAUAUGAUUGGAAUAAUAACAAAAGCAACGAGAAUAGAAACCGUUAUUAACGACGUGCUUCAAUGCACCCACGACUCUAUUGUUCAGGGUUAUCGGCCUUAUAGUGGUGAUUGGGUCCAAGCAUGCACAUACAAAGAUCGAGAGACGGGGACCACCUUGGUAAAAGACGUGCAUCCCCUACGUGAACUGAAGAUAUACGGGACGAUCACACAUGUAUAUGUUGGCUACGGCUUUAUCGAUGAUAGAACGUACUUCGCAUUUUCAGCAUGCGAGUGCGGAUAUGCUCCACACAAAGGGGACAGGGUAGUUGCACAUUGCAUUGAGUCUAAACAGAAGCGUGGAAAUUGGCGAGCAAUUAGUGUAGAAUUGAAAAGAGAAAAACAGUUACCUAGACCAGAAGACCUUGUGGUUGGUCCACUGCAGCUGAUAAAGGCGGACCUUAUGAAAGACAAAUGUGGCAUAAUGAUUACCGACAAAUUAGACUUUGGUGUGGUUAUAACCGGAAAAACUAAGAAAAUCAACUUCUGGAUUCGUAAUGUUGGCAUUGGACUUCAAGUCCUGAAAAACGUCAGUGUCUGCAAUCUGCAUUCUGAGAUCACCAUCGAUUUUCCCGGAGUUACUAAAAAGGAUGAAAACAAGAAGGAUGGAAAGAAAACGGAAGAGGAUGAUCCACCUCCUCCCUUUUCCUCUUUGACGAUCCUCCCGGGAUGUGCUUCACAGGGCACCAUCACAGUGAAAACACAAAAUUUAGGCAAGUUUCGUGAACUUGUGACCUUUGACUUUGGGAGUUUUGAAAUUGGUCGCCAUGUCUACAUGGAAGUCCUAGACGAGAUGAUUAAACUGUUAAAGUCGUCCCAGGAAGACUCAACUCACAGACGAGGAAGUUUAUUACAGAAAUACAAAGAUCAAUAUUUUCAUUCACAAACUGGAAUGUCGGUGCUUGGAGUGAAGCCAACAAGGACAAGUAAUUGGAAUACUCCCGUGAAGUUGAAAAAGCAUCCUGUACCUGAUGAGUUAGUUCAAUGUGUCCUGGAAAAACGAGAACUCGCCUCAUUCAUUCCAGAGCUUCUACAGUCAUUGUGCAUUGAAAACUAUUUUACAAGGUUCUCAACUUUACUUCAUUUAGAGGAAAUUAAGAUGGAAAUUGACAUCAGAAAAUAUGACCUAGAAAGGGAGAGCUUGCGAAAUCGUGGGGAAUACUUGGUUAUGAGUGUGGAUGGUCUUGCUGAAGGACGACCGUCUGUUCUUGUAGGGGAUAGAAUAAUCUUGACACCCAUUGAUGCCCCAUCAAACACUGUGAAGUAUGAGGGAUAUGUACAUGAGGUAUAUGGAGAGGAAGUGCUUUUAAAAUUCCAUCCAUCGUUUCAUGACAACUAUGUAGCAGAGGAGUACCACAUAUCUUUCACAUUUAGCAAGACAGUUCUGCAGCGCUGCCACCAAGCAGCAGAUAUGGCUGUUAUCAUGGGUAACAGAAUUUUAUUUCCAACGGCAAAAGUAAUUGGAGUGAAACCACCGCAAAUCAGCAUAACUUUCCCAGAGUCGCAACCACCUAUUAAGCCCACCUUCAAGAAACCAAUGAUCAUCCCUCGUGUUGCUGCUCCAGCUCGGGCUAGACGAGGAGUUGUGCCGCAUCAAAACUACCUGCCGAGAAAAUCACAUUCUGGUGGUUGUCAGUUCAUUGUUCCCAAGGCAGCAACAAGUGCUGUGCAGCCAGGUUCAAAGAGAGGAGAUGGUAAAGCUGUUGGCGAAUACUUUGAUAAGAAGUUAAAUGCUCGUCAGAAAAUAGCUGUUUUCAGAAUUCUUCAGGGACAGACAAGACCCACACCCUACAUUUUGUUUGGACCACCAGGAACUGGUAAAACAGUGACAGUUGUGGAGUCUAUUUUACAGGUUCACCACCAUGUCAAAAGCAGUCGUGUCCUGGCCUGUACGCCAUCAAAUAGUGCUGCAGAUCUUCUUACCAGUAGACUUGCAAACAGUGGGAGAGUAAAGCAAAAUGACCUAGUGAGACUCAACUCAUUUCGCCGAUCAGAGGAGAAUAUUGAUGAAAGUAUAAAACCUUAUUGUACUGAUGGACAAGUGCUUGAAAUAGUUGUUCAUCAUCGCAUCAUCAUAUGUACAUGCUCAACAGCUGGCUCGUUCUUCCAGCUCAAACUGCGUCCGGGACACUUUACUCACAUCUUUGUCGAUGAAGCGGGACAAGCAACAGAACCAGAAUGCCUUAUACCAGUUGCCCUGGCAACAGGAGAUGACUCACAGAUAAUUCUUGCUGGUGACCCCAUGCAACUGGGACCUGUGUUACAGAGUCCUCAUGCGAUUAAACUUGGCUUGAACCAAUCACUUUUAGAGAGACUGAUGCAGCGACCAGUCUAUCAGCGUGAUGAGAAGAAAUUCCGCGAUCACGGUAGCUAUGAUCCACUGUUGGUCACAAAGCUUGUCAAUAAUUACAGGUCGCACGAGUGUAUUUUACACAUACCGUCCAAUUUAUUUUAUCAUAACGAGUUAGUAGUGAAAGCUGAUGUGCAAAUACGGGAUAAGUUCAAAUCGUGGGAAUUGCUGCCAAACAAGAACUUCCCAAUUAUCUUUCAUGGUGUUCAGGGCGAGGAGCUUCAGGAAGGUAACAGUCCAUCAUGGUUUAACCCAGCAGAAGCUGUACAGUCAAUCAAGUACCUACAGGCCUUACUACAGCAGUCUCACCAGACAGUUGCAGUUACAGAUUGUGGUAUUAUUACGCCUUAUAGAAAACAGGGGGCCUAUGUGGUCUCAGAAGCUAGUUCUUAACUAAUCAAGAAAACUGGUGGAAAAUUAAGCAAUAGACCGAAUCGGCACCUCCAGCUAUUACCAGUCAUGAAACAUAGUGGGUACUAAAUGUAAACAAACCACAUCCUAAACCACAGUGCACUCAGUUUGAACAGAGUAUAUUUAUUUUUAUUUAUGUAAUCCUUCUUAAUACUGUAGGCACUUUCAGUACUAUAGUACUGAUUUUCAAUGUGGUACAGGGACGAGAAACAUAACAAUGUACAAUGAAUAAAAUAAUAUAAAAUUUGAGAGC
This is a messenger RNA of Anneissia japonica, 3645 nucleotides long. RefSeq names its product RNA helicase Mov10l1-like. Lineage: Eukaryota; Metazoa; Echinodermata; Crinoidea; Comatulida; Comatulidae. Gene Ontology annotation, molecular function: helicase activity. The record is from RefSeq and is a predicted model, not a curated record. Bases 198 to 3374 code for a protein of 1058 amino acids. The transcript is spliced from 19 exons.